AGCCAACAACCACUUAACACCCCAACUCCCACUCAAACCCUUAGAAGCACAUAGAAUCCAAGGAAACAUAGCUCUUUGCUCCCCACAAACCCUAACAAAAACCUCUGGUUUUAACAGCAUGAGGAGGAUAAAAAGCACUGUUCCCCACUCAUACCCCAAUCCCAUCUUUAUUGCCAAUGCACAUAUUCACAUCAUGUGGACCUCACACAAAACCCUCCAAAACUCCCUCAUCAUAUAAAAUCAUGUCUAGACUUAUUGAUUAUCCUAAACUGACCCUCCCACUAUGCUCUCAACUCAAUCAUUCCAUCCAAACCCUUUGAUCUCUUUGCAAUAAUAUAGCCACCCCUUGUUUUCACAUAUUACUCCACAGGCUCCAAAACUUGCACCAUGUCCAUAGCAGGCCUCAUAGACACAGAAAUGAAUCACAACAAGUCCUUCCACCGCAGAAACGAUUCUGGUGAGCUUGAUGUGUUUGAAGCAGCAAGGUACUUCUCAGGGUACAGUGAAGUUGUUGGCUACACCGGCUCCACCACCUUCACUCAGAAGCUCAUGAGAGAAGAGAGACAUGCACAUAGAGGAAGAAUAAGCUUGGACAUGCCAAUGAGAAGCUUGCUCCCUCAGCAGUUCCAUGGCAUGGAGAAGCAAAUCAUCAUGAAGGAGAAGAAGCACAAGCAACCUAGCUCUCCAGGUGGCAGGCUUGCAAGCUUCUUGAACUCUCUCUUCAGCCAAUCAGCAUCCAAGAAGAAGAAGUCAAAGUCAAGCUCACAGUCCAUGAAGGAUGAGGAUGAGAGCCCUGGAGGGAGGAGAAGGAGGAGGAGCAGCAUUAGCCACUUCAGAAGCUCAAGCACUGCAGAUUCUAAGUCCUUGUACUCUUCCUUAAGUUCAGGGUUUAGAACCCCUCCUUAUGUACAAACACCAACCAAGAGCUGCAAGGAGUUCAGAACCUUCUCAGAUCACAAGCAUGCACCAAAGUGUUGUAAUUAUUAUAAUGGACACGUGAGAUCAACCACCUCUUUGCAAAAUGAGUUGUUGUGGGAUGAGAAGAGAAAGAGGGAACCAACACCAACAACACCACCACCACCAACAACAACAACUUUGUUGGAUGAUAACCACAAACACACCAAUGGCUUAUCAGAGAAACAAAGGAACAAGGGAAGUCAUGAGGAGAGAGAUAGGAUGAUGUUAGUGGAAAAGUACUCAUCAGAGGAGAAGGAAACCACUGAAAUCAACAAGUUCAAUGAGGUUGUUGUUGAUGAUGGUGCAGAAAGUGAUUCAAGCUCUGAUCUGUUUGAGUUGCAAAACUAUGACUUGGGAUACUAUUCAAGUGGUCUACCUGUCUAUGAAACCACAAACAUGGAUAGCAUCAAGAGAGGAGCAACAAUUUCCAAUGGCCCUCUGUGAUGGAUGGAUUAAUUGGUGUAUAAUAUUUUUCUUCCCUCUUAAUUGGUUCAUGUUGAACUAGCAUGUUAGAAGCUAUGAAAAGGAAAAUUCUCUUGGAUUUUGCCUGUUUCCCAUUGGGUUUCAUUUCAUCUUCUUUCAAUACUUUUUUUUUUCCUUU
Cajanus cajan (pigeon pea) is the source of this 1558-nucleotide messenger RNA. Its product is annotated as suppressor. NCBI's taxonomy places the organism in Eukaryota, Viridiplantae, Streptophyta, Magnoliopsida, Fabales, Fabaceae. Gene Ontology annotation, biological process: auxin-activated signaling pathway. The record is from RefSeq and is a predicted model, not a curated record.